Symbiodinium sp. CCMP2456 is the source of this 2619-nucleotide messenger RNA. The record is from the annotation of a GenBank genome assembly. Lineage: Eukaryota; Dinophyceae; Suessiales; Symbiodiniaceae.
AUGGUGGCCGCUGGAUUGCCGGUAGUAGGCGUCGCCAGAGGCGCAUUGCCGGAGACGGCCGGGCAAACUGGUGCAGCAACACUACUCAAUAGCCCGGAUGAGGCGACUAUCGCUCAUGCUGUUACGGAAUUGCUGAACGAUACUCAAGCACUACGCGCGCUGGGUAUGCGUGGGCGCGAACAGGCGUUGCGUCUCUACGGCGGUGACACGAUAGCGAGUGAUUGGCGUAAGCUACUCAACUCUCCGCCAGAGAAGGUCAACGCCCGCGAUAUGCGUCGCGUGGCGCAGAAACUUCGCGCCGUAGCGCGAGAACGGCUCAAACGUGUUGAAGACAACAUCUGGACACUAAGUCCGCUCGUGUUGCCUGCAUAUGGUUCUUCUGCCUUAGGAUCGAUCAGCCGAUACGCUCUCGCUCGUCAGGUCCGCGGAGCGAUGCGUCAGCUUGGGUUUGUGGAACCGAUCAACUGGGUGUUCAAUCCCACCGCUUCGACGGUGGCGGGGCGGCUAGGGGAGAGCCUGCUAGUCUACUAUUGCGUCGACGAUUACCUCCAUAUCGAAGGGGUCGAUCACGAAGCGGUUGGUCAGUUGGAAGAUCAAUUGUUGACGAGGGCGGAUGUGGUCGUUGCUUCCACCGAAAACCUCACCGUCGCGUCGGAAGUCGCUGAUUUACCCGGGCCGGUCUUUGGUUACUUCGGCUUAAUGAGUCAUGACUGGUUCGAUUGCUCGUUGAUCGAAGCUAUCGCAGACAAGUGGCCGCAAGGAUCGGUUGUACUGAUUGGCAAAUCGACGAUGGACCUCGGAAGCGUCUCCCGACGUUCCAACGUCCAAGUGUUAGGUCAGAAACCCUUCGCCGAGCUUCCGCGCUACUGCAAAGGUUUCGACGCAGCUCUGUUGCCAUUCCCACUGACGGAGUUGACACGGGCGGCCAAUCCGUUGAAGGUUCGCGAGUACCUCGCAGCAGGUUUACCGGUUGUUUCGACUAGCAUCCCAGAGGUGGAAUCUAUUGGCAGCUGCUUUAUAGGGGAUGGUCCCGAGGGAUUCGUCCAAGCGGCGCGGGCGGCGCUGGAGGGCGUCUUCCGGAAAGUGAUGAACCCAUCCCCUCCCGAUAAAGGCGCGCCGAUCGUAUGGAUUGCUGAAGACAUCCGCGCAAAGGCGGAAUGGCUGUACGGAUCAAGCACGUUCCGAAACACGGUCAAGGCGACUCUCACCGACGGCAGCCUCGCCAUGAUCCUCUAUCGCUGUAUGCAGCAAGCGACCCGCUGGAGGCUAUCGCCGGUUGCAAUGGUAAUCGGGAAGCUUAAUAACCUACUGGGUGGGUGUGUCAUUGGCAGGCGGGCUGACUUCGGACGACGGUUUGUUUUGAUCCAUUCUAACGGCGUCGUUAUCAACAGCAGUGUUCGUGGCGGAAGUGGCGUUCACAUUGAGCACCAGGUAACGAUCGGCGCCGAACGCCAGGAGUCACCGAUCGUGGGGAGCGGCGUUUUCAUCGGCGCUGGGGCCAAGGUGAUCGGCCCCGUGCGUCUCGGCGACGGCGUCAAGGUUGGCGCCAACGCAGUUGUCGUGCGUGACGCGCCCGCAGGUGCAACGGUCGUCGGGGCCGUGAUUGACCAGCGUAUCAAGAACGCCUUGGAGACGGACUACCCGUUCAAUCGGUUCGAGAUGCUUGUCGGCUCGGAUAGCAGCACCGAUAGAACGAAUGAGAUUGUCGCCGAUUGCGAGGAUUCGCGAGUGCGCCUGUUGGCGUUCGAGGAACGGGGAGGAAAGGCAUCGGUUCUUAACCGCGUUUGUCCAGAGGCGACAGGUGAGGUGCUAGUCUUCUCCGACGCAAAUACCUAUUUCCACCCGGAUGCGAUCCGUCAUCUUGUCGCGAUCCUUCUGGCGCCGGGUGUCCUCGGUGUCUGCGGGCGAUUGAUGCUGGUGGAUGACAAGAACACCGCCAAUGCCGAUGGGGUCUAUUGGCGUUAUGAGACAAGCAUCAAGAAAGCCGAGGGUCAGCUUGGCGCGGUGCUAGGAGCUAACGGCGCCAUCUACGCUAUUCGCAAGGAGCACUUUGUCCCGCUGCCUAGCAACACGAUCAUUGAUGACCUUGUUGGGCCGUUGAUGGCUAAGCUUCGCCACGGUGGCCGUCUCGUGUAUGCUUCCAACGCCGUGGCGACUGAAGAGGCGGCCCACGACCUAAGGGCCGAGUUCCGUCGUCGCUGCCGGAUCGGGGCUGGCAACUUCCAAUCCCUCGAAUGGCUAUGGCCUGUGCUCAGCCCGACGCGCGGUUGGACUUGCCUCGCAUUCUUCUCGCACAAGCUCCUGCGCUGGGUGACUCCCCACUUGAUGAUCCUGGCGUUCGUGAGCAACCUCUGGCUGGCUUCACGACCUUUCUAUGCAGUUCUUUUAAUCGUGCAGGUGCUGUUCUAUUCGGCGGCGAUUGUCGGACCGAGAUUCACCUCUCUCGGCAAGUCGUGGGCGGUAAUCCGAUUGGCCGAGAUGUUCGUCGCGAUGAACAUUGCUCUGCUUGUCGGCUUCUUACGCUGGCUGCGAGGAGACUUGAGUGGAACUUGGCGGCGCACAGCACGAGGCGAAGCCACGUCUUCAAUCGCACUUGGCGCCACCAAUGCGGAUGGAUAG